CAGGGCUCUACGCCCUUGCCGGCUCGCUCUCGGAUCCUGCGCAUGGAUUCACUCUAAUCAAUCCAGCGAAACGUGCACAGAGGUUACUAUGGCGCUGACCCGCAUCCUCUACUCCCCUAUUCGAAGAGAACGCGUGUGUUCUGGAUCUCGAGGGUACAUGCGAAUCGUACGACGAGUGGCUGACAAUGGACGGCGACCUGCGUAGCAUUAACUCGUUAGCUCAGGUUAAGAAACGUUCACGUCGAAGAAGGUCGUGAUGGUGGAUCAAGACGUUAUAUGCCCUUCCUGUCCCCUUCCCCCUCCCUCCGCGUAGCCUCCAUCAUCAACGUCCACGCCCACAGGGGCAAGCGCGUCAACGUCACUCAGCGCUUCUUCCAGUUGACAGGCAGCUACACGUCGUUUGCCGACACUGCCGCCUAUACUUUUCCUCGGUUCCCUGUCCAGCCUUCGCACGAUCCAGCGGAACCUCUCCUGUGCGUCGUUCUUGUAGGCAUGAAUGACGUCCGCGCGUACAUCGACAUGGGAGAUAAGGAGUGGGCACCUGUGCGGCAUCGGCUCACCGCUCUCCGUGCAGAACGCCCCUCCACUUAUGUCGUUGUCUUCAUGCUACCUUCUUAA
This is a messenger RNA of Coniophora puteana RWD-64-598 SS2, 618 nucleotides long. RefSeq lists its product as uncharacterized. The coding region runs from base 277 to 618 and encodes 113 amino acids. The record is from RefSeq and is a predicted model, not a curated record. The transcript has a single exon. Lineage: Eukaryota; Fungi; Basidiomycota; Agaricomycetes; Boletales; Coniophoraceae.